Messenger RNA from Chelmon rostratus (copperband butterflyfish), 3594 nucleotides. Its product is annotated as cytochrome P450 4B1. The transcript is spliced from 12 exons. NCBI's taxonomy places the organism in Eukaryota, Metazoa, Chordata, Actinopteri, Chaetodontiformes, Chaetodontidae. The record is from RefSeq and is a predicted model, not a curated record. Gene Ontology annotation, molecular function: oxidoreductase activity, acting on paired donors, with incorporation or reduction of molecular oxygen; monooxygenase activity; iron ion binding. The coding region runs from base 1622 to 3169 and encodes 515 amino acids.
UUGCUGCUCUUCAAAACAAAGAUGCAGAGUCUGCGUCGCAUCAGAGGGUUUUAGAUUGAGCAUGACGACUAAAUUCAAUUUGACACAUCGGAAGUGGUCCAACAGCCAAUGCAGAGGAAAUUCACAGCGGCUUUCACCCACCCUGUUUUUCUGAUUGUGUUGCAUUUAUACUUUGACUUUCUAGUUGUGUGCAAAGAGUACUUAGGUUAACAGAGAGCGCGCAGCGGGAACCGACACAAUGACAGGAAAGUGCCACAAUGGAAAAUGUUACACAGCAAGAACGAUGUCAAUCCACUGUGAGUCACAUAAGCUCAACAAGUUUACUAAUGCUUAAUGAUUUUAAUACUGUUGCUUCACUCAUUCAUGAGCUUGUUAGAGCAUUGUUGUUGAUUUUGGACAAAUCUUAACAUAUUUAUAUCUAUUGUAGUCUGAGCUUUGAUCAACAGCACCACAAAUAUCCAAAUGACACAUACUGAACUUGUGUGCAUCAAAAACAAGUGUCAUUUCUCAUAUGAAGGUGUCAAGCGUUUUAGUUUGUAUUCAUUGCUGUUUAUAUUAUUGCAAUUCAUGCUGCUUAUACAUCUAUAAGAUAAUUUGUAAAUUAUUGUUAGGUCACAGGUGUCAAACCCAGGUCACAAGUCAAACAGCUUGGUGUUAUCUUUGACUCUGAUCUAAAUCUUGAAUUUCACACGAGAAACAUGAGGUGUCCUUCUCUCCCAGGCAGACACAGGAAAACGUAUGCAUCCUUUUGUCUCUCGCAGGGCGGGCCGGUGUAACACUCUUCUGUCUGGUGUAUCUCAGAAGGCUGCACAGAAUGCAGCAGUGUGUUGUUUGAUGAAAACCAGAUAGGGCGCCCGCAUUGCUCUAAUCUCAGCAUCUUUACAUUGGCUACCUGUCUGUCACAGAAUUCACUUUGGAAAUGUUUAAUUGGGUUAUCUGUCAUGGUCAGGUCGACAUGGUCAAGACAUGCAUGAGCCUGCAAAGGAACAAAAAUAACGCCCCCCAGAGGCUGGACUCAUUUAAUCAGCUGAUCCCAGUCUUCAGCUGAUAAUAAGGUGACCCCUUGACUGGUUGCAACAAAAACCUGCAGCCACAUGGCCCUUUAUGGAAUAGUUUGGACAUGCCUGUUUCAGGGCUCUAAAUCUUCAGACACAUGUUUUUUAUCAUUGCUUUCGCCUGUUUUACCUAAUAGCUGUUUUAUCUUAUCGUAUCCUGCGUUCUCUUUUAAAAUCAAUUCCAUUUUCCUUUUUUUAUUGUAUUUUCAUAAUUGUUAUCACUGACUUUUAUCACUUUGUGUUGCAUUUUAUGCAUGAAUUGUGCAGGAUAGAUAAAAUUAAAGGAUAGAUAAAUUGCUUUUUAUUAGUAUUAUUAUAGCCUAACUAAACAUUUCUUCAUAAAUGGUUGCAAACAGGAAUUUUCACACUCUAAAUUUCACUUCGUUGGUUAUCAUUUAAUAAAGAAAUACCCCUUGAUGACGUUCGUCAUUUGACAGACAGGACAGAGCAAAUUCUCCGCCCACCGACCCAGUUAAGAAUUUAUUCUGCGCGUCGCAGUUCAUCAUCAGUACUCAGCCGGUGUCUGCAGAGACUCUCUCCUCCAGAGACAAAAAAGCACCAUCGGAAUGGGCUUAACCGAAGAUUUCGUGAAGCUGCAUUUGGGCUGGCCUCGUGUGCACCACUUGUUUGCUCUACUUUGUCUCACCCUCGUCGUCUAUAAGUUAGUUGUCCUGCUCGGCAAAAGGAGCGCGGCGUUUCGGAACUUCGAAGCUUUUCCAGGACCGCCGUCACACUGGCUGUUUGGACAUGUGUUGCAGUUUAAACAGGACGGGACAGACUUGGACGUGACGGUGAAAUGGGGAGAGCAGUACCCGUAUGCUUUCCCACUGUGGUUUGGUCCCUUUGUUUGUUUCCUCAACAUCAGCCAUCCAGAUUAUGUGAAAACCAUACUGGCAACAGCAGAGCCAAAAGAUAAUCUGUCCUAUAGGUUUAUUGAGUCGUGGAUUGGGGAUGGCUUACUGGUGUCACAAGGUCAGAAGUGGUUUCGUAACAGAAGGCUCUUGACCCCAGGUUUUCAUUAUGAUGUUUUGAAACCAUACACAAAACUGAUGUCAGAUUCUACUAAAACUAUGUUGGACAAAUGGGAGAGAUAUGCAAACACCGACAAGUCAUUUGAAUUGUUUGAACAUGUCAGCCUAAUGACACUGGAUAGCAUUUUAAAAUGUGCCUUCAGCCACAACAGCAACUGCCAGACCGAGGGCGGAACAAAUGCAUACAUCAAAGCAGUGUAUGAACUCAGUGACCUGAUCAACCUGCGGUUCAGGAUGUUUCCUUACCACAACGACCUCAUUUUCUACCUCAGCCCACAUGGCUUCAGAUACAGAAAAGCACGCAGGGUGGCUCACAGUCAUACAGAGGAAGUCAUAAGAAAGAGGAAAGAAGCACUGAAGGAAGAGAAGGAGCUGGACCGCAUACAGGCCAAGAGAAACUUGGACUUUCUGGACAUUCUUCUCUUUGCAAGAGAUGAGAAGCAGCAGGGUCUGUCAGAUGAAGAAAUACGAGCAGAAGUGGACACCUUCAUGUUUGAGGGCCAUGACACCACCGCCAGUGGCCUCUCUUUCAUCCUCUACAGUCUGGCCUGCAACCCAGAACACCAGAAGAUCUGCAGGGAUGAGAUCAUGCAAGCCCUGGAUGGCAAGGACACCAUGGAGUGGGAGGACCUCUGUAAAAUUCCAUACACGACAAUGUGCAUAAAAGAAUCCCUCCGUCUUUACCCUCCUGUACCAGGGAUGUCCAGAAUCAUCAACAAACCUAUUACUUUUUUUGACGGAAGGACUUUGCCAGCAGGUAGUCUUAUUGGAACAAGUGUGUAUGGGAUUCACAGGAAUGCAGCUGUCUGGGAAAACCCUGACGUCUUUGACCCACUGCGUUUCCUACCAGAGAAUGCUUCCAAGAGGUCACCCCAUGCAUUUGUGCCCUUCUCUGCUGGGCCAAGAAACUGCAUUGGUCAGAACUUUGCCAUGAACGAGUUGAAAGUGGCGACGGCCCUGACACUGAAGAAGUACGAGUUGAUCGAAGACCCCGCUUGGAAACCCAAGAUAAUUCCUCGGCUGGUGCUUCGCUCGAUCAAUGGCAUCCACAUCAAGAUCAAAUCUGUGGAUCCACAAGCGUAGGAGAAGUCCCUGCAGGAAAUACUGUCAACCUGGAAACACAUUCUUCAGUUGGAGGGAAAUCUGAAGAUCUGAAUCAUCGUCAUUUCUAAUAUUUUUAGUGUUAAAGGUGUGUAGGAUUUAGGAGGAUCUUUUGGCAGAAAUGCCACUAAAUCUAUACACAGAACUUUUAAGUCUGUUUUAAAGUCUAUACACUGACAUAGAGUCACAAUGAUGAAAUGAAGAACUGUGCAGUUUUUCCUUUAAUGACUAUUUUCAGUGACUGAUUUCUGGCUGAAAAACUUGUAGUUUAUGAUCAUUUUGUCACACUGGAGGAGUUUUUAAUGAGACUUGCUUGCACUUUAUAAUAAAACAGGAAGAAGACCUACAGAAUAUUGUGGUAGAACAUUUGUACCAAAUCAGUUUUAAAUACAUGUUUCAAAAACGUU